Branchiostoma belcheri (Belcher's lancelet) is the source of this 1509-nucleotide messenger RNA. Its product is annotated as succinate dehydrogenase [ubiquinone] cytochrome b small subunit A, mitochondrial-like. Lineage: Eukaryota; Metazoa; Chordata; Leptocardii; Amphioxiformes; Branchiostomatidae. The transcript has 4 exons. Gene Ontology annotation, biological process: tricarboxylic acid cycle; mitochondrial electron transport, succinate to ubiquinone. Gene Ontology annotation, cellular component: mitochondrial envelope; membrane. Gene Ontology annotation, molecular function: ubiquinone binding; heme binding. The record is from RefSeq and is a predicted model, not a curated record. The coding region runs from base 276 to 740 and encodes 154 amino acids.
CUGACCCUUAACCUUAAAGUGGAAUCGUCCAAACAGAGCUUUACAGCAAAACCUAUUUAAAUGUAGUUCAAUCCUUCAAAUGAUAUUUCAUCAAAAAUUUUGUACUUUAUAUUCAGAAAACAAUGGACAGAUUCAUUCUUAUUUGUAUUAAUAAAUAAAUCUGCAUGAUAUGAUAGCAUUUUAAGUGACAAACCUUCAACCCCCUCGAUGUAAGUGGACGAUUCUGUACUGUAAUCUCGCGAGAGUUGAGGACGCGAGAGGACAAAAAUAUCAAGAUGGCGGCGACUGUUGGAAUUCUUCGCCUUGCGAAUCGCAACCUGUUGCUGAGCCCACAGCUGGUCACGCGGCCCUUCGUGGCGUCCGGUCUCCUCCACCGUAACCGGCUGCAGCCGGCGCCAACCACUGAGUUUCACACCUCACCUCGCAGCCUCGCUGCCCUUGCGUCGUCCCACUGGAACGCUGAGCGCGUGCUGGUGGUGAGCAUGCUGGGAUUGUUCCCGUUGGCGUACUUCGUGCAGAAUCCCGCUGUCGACUACGGGCUGGCGGCAGCCGUCGUGCUACACGGGCACUGGGGUUUUGAGCAGAUCGUGACAGACUACAUCCACGGCCCCCUGCUGCCCCGCCUGUCCAAGUUAGCGCUGUACGGGGCCUCCGUCCUGGCCUUCGCUGGGCUCUGCUACUUUAACUACAACGACGUGGGAAUCACCAAGGCCGUGUCCAUGAUCUGGCAUGACUUGUAGUGGGGUGGGGAGGGUGUGCAUGUCUGUGUAUAUCAGUCUAACAGUAGCACAUUGGCAGAUUAUACUGCACCUGUGCAAAACCCAUAAUGUAUUGUGCAUAGCACUUCGGCAGAAUGUCUCAUAUAAGGUAGUAGUUGCAUAUAUAAGGUUAUCACUCCAUCUGUGGUUUCCUAAAAAAGAUCUUGUCGGCAACAGGCAAAGUUCUAAUGCAACGGUGACCAAAAAUUAAAUGAAAAUCGCGAAAAAUUUGCGUUUUGGGCAGGCCAAUCUGCCGAUGUGCUUCUAACAGUGUAUCAGAGUUCUGGGUUCAGAUUAGGUUUAACACAUGAAGCAGCCACUAGGCUUAUUGUUUUGCUAUAAAAUGUCACACAGAAGAUCUUUGUAAAGCGGAUAGAGACAUACAGCUGAAUUAUAAUGAAGUGGUGUUUUGCUAUGAAAUGUGCUGCACCAGAAAAAAACAUCUUACAGCUUCUGAAGUUGUUUCUUAGAUGUAAGGAUGAAUGUUUCGAUUAUUUUUGCUGAUAGAAGCAUCCUAGAAAUGUUGAUGGUUGGACAUCCAGAUGGAACUUUAUGUAAUACAGGUACCUGUACAGGUCAGUUGAAACUUAAAAACCUGAAACUUAUAAUAUGAAAUUAAAAAGAAACGUGAAAAAGAUGUUUUUUUGUGAUGAGAAGAUAUUAUGAUUCAGUCAUUGGCAGUAUGUGAGAAAUAUUUGUGUGAAAUAUGUUCCUAAAAUAAGCACUAUAGAAAAUAAAAGAGAGUGGCGCA